Molecule: messenger RNA, 3183 nt
Organism: Notechis scutatus (mainland tiger snake)
Lineage: Eukaryota; Metazoa; Chordata; Lepidosauria; Squamata; Elapidae
Gene: ODAD2
Product: outer dynein arm docking complex subunit 2
Molecular function (GO): protein binding
Source: RefSeq, a predicted model, not a curated record
AUGGGAGUAGCCUUGACUAGAGCAGCUCAGUGGACCGCAGCUGGAUCUGGAACUGGCACCUUAGAAAUUACCCCCCUGAAUGAAUCUCUUUUGAAUGAAAUUAUCAAGUUUACAGAAACAUUUAGUGGCAAGCAUCCCCAGGAAGCAGCGUUUGUCUUUAAAGAACCACUUGAAUGGCAUACAAAACUAGAACCAUCUGCAUUUGAAGCAGGCUAUGAUGUCAGUGAAAAAAGUGUUCAGUCUCAAGAAAAAGACAAAAAUGGACAGCCACUUCUCCUUCUUAAAGGAUCAACUAUUAGCGUUCGCAGUUUUGGGCAGCUGUCUCACUUGCUCUCUAUUGCUGGGAAAAAAAGACUAAAAGAAGCGCAGGCAUGUCUUGAAGCUAAUAGAGAUCCCAUUAUGAAAAUUCUUGGCCCUGGAUAUGGAACAAUUGAAGGAGAAGAUUUGUCCAUGCUUCGUUUACUAGACAAAAUUAAAAAGGAUGAUGCAUCAGACAAUGAAAUUAAAAUGAAAAUUUCCCUACUACUUCAGCAAUUGGAUAUGCAGUUGCUCAACAGCUCGCUGAAACAGAUAUCACAAGAAGUGAGAUUAACACCAACUGCUGUGAAAAAUGAAGUAGAAUUGCUUAAGCAUUUCUCUGGGCCAAUGGAAGAUGCAGUCCUUGAAUCACUAGACUAUAUAUCAGAUUAUGAAUUCUUCAAUGGAUGUCGUGCCCCACCUUGGAGACAAGUACAUGGAGAAAUUUGCUAUUUAUCAAUUAAACCACGUGAUACAGAUGUUAUGUUUGUUACUUGUAGCACAGCAGGAAUAUUCUUAAAUGGUGGAAGAAGCAAUGAGAGAGAUGAAAUUGAUUAUGAGAGGAAAAGUGACAUAUAUAAAGAUCUUGUCACAUUUUUAAGAGAACGAUCAGCAGUAUUUGUAGAAAAUAUGGUUAAGCAGAAAUAUACAUUUUUUGAUGAGCCAAAGUAUGAAAAGCAUUAUCAACAUAUGGAAGCAGUUGAGGGAGAAGAAUAUGGCCAAGCCCCAAAAUUUUACGACUAUGCGGAAAAGAAUGUAUUUGAAAAGCCUAAGAGUCCUCUUGUAAAAAGUAAACCUCCUGACAGCAAAAAAUUAGAACCAUCUCUUAAGUGGAAGACAACAACAGGCACUCGAGAAGGCAAAGCAGCAAGAAAAUGUGAUGAAAAAGAAAUCAAACAUGCCACUCCAGAAAGCAAAAAAAGAUCCACUGGAACACCAACUGCCUCUCUUAAAAGUAAACUUCCACCAAAAAGUGAGGAUGCAAGUGAAAGUUCUUCUGAGAGUGAAGAAGAGGAUGAACAGCCUGAACGCCAUCAGGAAAUUAACACUGAUUUGCCAUCAGAAUAUUGGCAGAUUCAAAAAUUAGUGAAAUAUAUAAAGGCAGGUAACCAGACAGCUACUGUAAUUGCAUUGUGUUCAAUGAGAGAUUUCAACUUGUCUCAAGAAACGUGCCAGUUGGCAAUUAGAGAUGUUGGGGGUCUUGAAGUGCUGAUUAAUUUACUUGAUACUGAAGAAAUCAAAUGUAAGAUUGGUUCAUUAAAAAUCCUGAAGGAAAUUAGUCAAAAUGCUCAGAUAAGACGUACGAUUGCUGAUCUUGGAGGAUUGCAGAUCAUGGUUACUAUACUUGAUUCUCUAGAUCAAGAUUUGAAGUGUUUGGCUGCUGAAACAAUAGCUAAUGUAGCUAGAUUCAAACGAGCCCGAAGAACAGUCCGUCAGCAUGGUGGAAUCAAGAGACUAGUUGGGCUGUUAGACUGUUCUGCAAGUCUCAAUCAGCUUCAGGGAAAGGAAAUAGAAGUAGCACGCUGUGGUGCUUUGGCACUAUGGAGCUGCAGCAAAAGUGCUAGGAAUAAAGAAGCAAUCCGUAAAGCUGGAGGCAUCCCCCUGCUGGCUCAGUUACUGAAGUCUCCUCAUUCAAAUAUGUUAAUACCUGUAGUAGGAACUUUGCAAGAGUGUGCCUCUGAGCCCAGCUACAGACUAGCAAUCAAACAAGAGAAAAUGAUUGAAAAUCUCGUGAAAAAUCUGAACAGUGACAAGGAAGAGUUGCAAAUGCAUUGUGCCAGUGCAAUCUUUAAGUGUGCUGAAGAUCAAGAGACUCGUGACCUUGUUAGGCAACAUGGAGGCCUGAAACCUCUUGCUACUUUAGUUGCUAAUUCUGGAAAUAAAGAACUUCUGGCAGCAGUGACAGGAGCAAUCUGGAAAUGUGCAAUCAGCAAAGAAAAUGUGACAAAAUUCCGGGAAUACAAAGCCAUAGAAGCUUUGGUUGGCUUGCUAACAGAUCAGCCAGAAGAAGUUCUUAUAAAUGUGGUAGGUGCCCUCGGUGAAUGUUGUCAGGAACAAGCCAAUCGGACCAUUAUCCGUAGAUGUGGUGGAAUCCCAUCUCUUGUUGCCUUACUCACUGGAACCAAUCAAGCUCUUCUUGUGAAUGUGACUAAAGCUGUGGGGUCUUGUGCAACUGAACCAGAAAAUAUGGCGAUAAUAGAUCGCUUGGAUGGCGUUCGCUUAUUAUGGUCAUUGUUGAAAAAUCCUCACCCAGGUGUUCAGGCCAGCGCAGCCUGGGCUAUCUGUCCUUGUAUUGAAAAUGCAAAGGAUGCUGGUGAAAUGGUUCGUUCGUUUGUUGGUGGUUUGGAACUAAUUGUUAAUCUUUUAAAAUCUGAAAGUAAAGAAGUUUUGGCAAGUGUGUGUGCUGCAAUCACCAACAUAGCAAAAGACGAAGAGAAUUUAGCUGUUAUAACAGAUCAUGGUGUUGUUCCUUUAUUAUCCAAAUUAGCAAAUACAAACAAUGACAAAUUAAGGCGGCAUUUAGCUGAUGCGAUUUCUCGCUGCUGCAUGUGGGGAAGUAACAGGAUUGGUUUUGGAGAUACCAAAGCUGUUGCCCCUUUGGUACGUUACCUGAAAUCAAGUGAUCCAGAAGUUCACCGAGCUACUGCACAAGCACUGUAUCAACUGUCAGAGGAUCCCAACAAUUGCAUUACCAUGCAUGAAAAUGGAGUGGUAAAGCUUCUGCUGGGGAUGGCAGGCUCUACGGAUGAAACUCUUCAGGAAGCUGCAGCUGGUUGCAUAGCAAACAUCCGCAGGCUGGCUCUGGCUACAGAGAAAGCUAAGUAUGGCUGAAACUCCAAGCAGCUUUUAUCAGGCCCUGUCAACUUUUUCUGUAUAAUGUACUGU